Panicum virgatum (switchgrass) is the source of this 1622-nucleotide messenger RNA. Its product is annotated as hydroquinone glucosyltransferase-like. The transcript has a single exon. The coding region runs from base 1 to 1440 and encodes 479 amino acids. The record is from RefSeq and is a predicted model, not a curated record. Gene Ontology annotation, molecular function: UDP-glycosyltransferase activity. NCBI's taxonomy places the organism in Eukaryota, Viridiplantae, Streptophyta, Magnoliopsida, Poales, Poaceae.
AUGACGACGAAGGAUGGCCCUCCGCACGUGGCGAUGCUGGCGACGCCGGGGAUGGGCCACCUGAUCCCGCUGGCGGAGCUCGCCAAGCGCCUCGCCGCGCGGCACGGCGCCACGGCCACGCUCCUCACCUUCGCGUCCACCGCGUCCGCCACGCAGCGCGCCUUCCUCGCCACCCUCCCGCCCUCCGUCUCCCACGAGACGCUCCCGCCCGCCGACCUCUCCGACCUUCCACACGACGCCCUCGUCGAGACGCGCAUGUCCGUCGAGGGCACGCGCUCCCUCCCGGCACUCGCCACCAUCCUCGCGGAGCUGAAGCGGACCACGCGGCUCGUGGCGUUCGUCACCGACCUCUUCGGCAUCGACGCCUUCGACGCCGCGCGCGACGCCGGGGUGGGGAGGAGGUGCCUCUUCUUCCCCGGCAGCCUCCAUGCACUUAUGCUCCCCCCCCCCCCCCCCCCCCCCCCCGAGCUCGUCGUCUCCAUCCCCGGCGAGUUCCGAGACCUCACCGAGCCAGUGCGGCUGCCGGGGUGCGUGCCGAUCCCGGGGCCAGACGUGCUCUCGCCACUCCAGGACAGGUCUAGUCCGGCCUUUGGUGUGAUGGUCCACCUCGCCGAGCGCUUCCUUGAUGCCCAUGACAUCCUCGUGAACUCCUUCGACGCUGUCGAGCCGGAGGUCGCCACGGUGAUCCGCCAGCCGAAGCCCGGCCGGCCGCCGGUAUAUCCUGUAGGCCCACUGAUCCUUAAAGCUGAUAGCACCAGUGAUGCCAGCGACACGGCGCCUCAACCACCUCGCCCGGCAAGCCUCGAGUGGCUCGACCGUCAGCCACCCAAGUCAGUCAUCUUCAUCUCGUUCGGCUCCGGCGGCGCUCUGCCGGCGGAGCAGAUGCGUGGGCUCACGCUCGGGCUAGAGAUCAGCGAACAGCGCUUCCUGUGGGUGGUGCGGAGCCCCAGUGACGAGGGUUCGUUGAGCAGCAACUACUACGACUCCGAGACCAAGAAGGAUCCCUUCGCGUACCUGCCCGAAGGGUUCGUCGAGAGGACAAAGGACAUGGGGCUCGUGGUACCCUCGUGGGCUCCCCAAAUAGAGGUGCUGUCCCACGAGGCCACGGGAGGAUUCCUGACGCACUGCGGUUGGAACUCUACAUUGGAGAGCCUCGUGCACGGCGUGCCGAUGGUGGAGUGGCCGCUGUACGCCGAGCAGCGGCUGAAUGCGGUGAUGCUGUCGGAGGGGGUUGGGGCGGCGAUACGGCUGCCUGAGAUGAAGGAGAAGGAGACGAUCGCGGCAGCGGUGAGGGAGCUGAUGGCAGGAGAAGCCAAAGGUGCGGCGGUGAGGGCGAAGGUGGCGGAGCUGAAGAUGGCUGCUGCAGAAGGUCUCCGUGAGGGUGGUGCUGCCACGGCUGCACUAGAUGGGGUGGUGGAGAACUGGGCUGGAGAGAAUUAGUGAGCGCUCGAUCAAGUGCGCGUUUUACUCCUCUGCCACUGUUUCUCUUCAUGUUUUCGUUUUGGUGUGCCAGUAAUGAAUAAUAAGGACCAUGUAUAAGAAAUGUAUGCCUCACGCCAUCGCCAAAAAUUCAGCCUGCACAGCGACGGAGCUAGUAGAGGUAAUUGAGGUGUAUGUCUGGG